Messenger RNA from Lepus europaeus (European hare), 3078 nucleotides. RefSeq names its product mirror-image polydactyly 1 (gene MIPOL1). The transcript has 14 exons. Lineage: Eukaryota; Metazoa; Chordata; Mammalia; Lagomorpha; Leporidae. Bases 711 to 2039 code for a protein of 442 amino acids. The record is from RefSeq and is a predicted model, not a curated record.
CGCCGUCCGUGCCUCGCGCGGCGCGCCCCGCUGGGUGGUUUUGGGGGCGCGCGCAGCUCCGCGCGCUGGCGAGUCCCGGGCCGGGGGAGGCUGCGAGCGAGCAGCGAUUGGCUGACGCGGCGGCUGCGCCUCCGAACGGAGAAACCCUGGGCGAACUCACAGAGUGGGCUCGGGGCGGUGCGGGACGCAUCUGAGAUUUAUUUUACCUAUUUGAAAGUAAGAAUUACAGAGAGAGAAGGGGAGACAGAAGAUCCUCUGUCUGCUGGUUAACUCCCCAAACGUCCGCAACAGCUGGAAUUGGGCCAGGCUGAAGCUAAGAACCAGGAGCUUCUUCUGGGCCUCCCAUGUGGGUGCAAGAACCCAAGCACCUGGGUCAUCUUCUGCUGCUUUCCCAGGUGCAAUAGCAGGGAGCUGGAUUGGAAGUGGAGCAGCCUGGACUCCAACUAGUGCCCAUAUGGGAUGCUGGUGCUGCAGAUAGCAACUUAACCCACUAUACCACAGUGCCAGUCCUGCUAAUCCAAAAGUAAAUGAGGAACUUAGAAAAAGACUGCCAACUCCAGAUCAACAUAUUUAGAGAAAAUUGGAAAAGGAGAAGCUUACUACAGCUUUAUUUGAGGACUUUUUAAGGAACGCAGUGUUCUAGCUGUGAGCUUCAAAUCUUGGAGUGAAAACCAGAGACACUGCCAGAGCAAACAAGAACAGAAGUCCAAAUGGAGGACUGUUCAAAAGAUAUAGCCCACAUUUAUCCUGAGCAAGAAACUGCAGGGAGAAAUAAAAGUGCACAGUCAGAUGAGCAACUGACUAUGAAUUCCAAGGGAAGCAUGCAUCAGAAAUCCAGUGAAUUCAUAAAUGAAGUCCCAUACGAGGACACGAAACUGCUAGGGCAGAGUUCAAGGAAUUUUCAGAUCAUCAGUCCUUAUCCAGAUGAUGCAACAGCUUACUGCACUACUGAAAAAUGCAACAUUACAGAACACAAAAAUAAUGAUUUGCAUUAUGGAUAUAUGAUUCCUUGUCAAGUUACUUCAGAUGUAAAUAAAGAAAAGACAGUAGCAUUUCUUCUCAAAGAAUUGGAUAUUCUCAGAACAAGCAAUAAAAAGCUUCAAGAAAAGCUGACUAAAGAAGAUAAAGAACAGAGAAAACUAAAGCUUAAGCUCGAACUCCGAGAGAAAGCAACAGAAGCUAAAAUUGCUGAAAAGACAGCAGCUCUCGUUGAAGAAGUGUAUUUUGCACAGAGGGAACGUGAUGAAGCUAUUAUGUCAAGACUACUGUUAGCCAAUAAGGAGAGAGAUGAAGCAAUUGCGCGAGCCCAGCACAUGGAAAUGUCUCUAAAAGCGCUAGAAAAUAUUAACCCUGAAGAAAAUGACAUGACAUUACAGGAAUUACUGAACAGAAUAAACAAUGCAGACACAGGGAUAGCUAUUCAGAAGAAUGGAGCUGUAAUUGUGGAUAGAAUCUACAAGACCAAGGAAUGUAAAAAGAGAAUAACUGCAGAAGAAAUGAAUGCACUGAUAGAAGAACGGGAUGCUGCCUUGUCUCAGUGCAAACGGCUAGAGCAGGAGCUUCAUCAUCUGAAAGAGCAGAACCAGACUUCAGCAAACAACAUGAGACAUCUGACUGCUGAAAACAAUCAAGAACGUGCUCUGAAGACAAAGUUGUUAUCUAUGCAACAAGCCAGAGAAACUGCAGUGCAGCAGUACCAAAAACUAGAAGAAGAAAUCCAGACACUUCGAGUUUACUACAGUUUACACAAAUCUUUAUCUCAAGAAGAAAAUCUGAAGGAUCAGUUUAACCACACCCUUAGUACCUAUGAAGAAGCUUUGAAAAACAGAGAGAGCAUCGUUUCCAUCACUCAACAACAAAAUGAGGAACUGGCUACCCAACUACAACAAGCUCUGACAGAGAGAGCACACAUGGAACUGCAGCUUCAGCAUGCGCUGGAGGCCUCCCGAGUGGCCAGUGAGAAAGUUCAGACGUUGGAAAGGCUGGUGGACGUCCUGCGGAAGAAGGUUGGAACAGGGACCAUGAGGACAGUGAUCUGACUGAGAAAACGACAGUCUGGGGAAGUGAUCACAUCUGGUGACCAGGCUGCUUCAUUCAACACUGUGUAAACACUAAAGCCUUAACUUAGCAAACAGUUGUUAGAAGUGGGACACUCCAACCACAUUCCAAGCUGAGAUAAAAUCAAAUCACAAAUGUUUAACCACUUUGCUGCUGACUUGAGUUAUUUAUCCAAAUAUAUUAACCACAGACAUUUACCGAUGGGUAGCUAUAAGGUUGCAGCUUAUUUUGUAAUGAUUUUAUAUCUCAAUGCCUUUAAUAUAAAUCUUUUUACUAAGAGACUAUUGUAGAACCAUGGUAAAGUUGGUCAGGAUCAUAUCUUCACAUAUGGCCCUUUCUGAAUCAAAGUGCAGCAAAGUAAAUAUUGUCUAAGCCUUAAUCCACUGUGUUAGGUCAAAACUUCAAAUACAUGCAUUUUUCAAUAGAGAGUAUAUUUCUUAACUCAUGAGAGAGUCUUAGACAUAGGGGUAUGUCGUCUUCCUUCAAUGCACAUAUGUAAUCUUUGUUGAUAUUAAAGAAUAUCAAGUAUAGAUGCCAUGAAUUAAAUGUAUAAUUUGCUUUCUUAAGAGUUUGAUACAUUAAAAUUACACUCAUCAAGGCAUGGUUUUGUUUCAUGAUAAACAAUACAGACCAUUCUCAAUAAAAAUUAAUAAUGUGUACUUAUAAGUUCAUAUUGCCAGUAUUGUCAGUAUUUUUAAUGUUGAGUCAGAAUAAUUACCUAACCUCUACUUAAGCUGCAAAAUCACCAGGUCUCCGUCUAAUAGGUUGGAACACUUUGAGCUUGAAUAUUAGCAUGUGCCAGCCUGUCUCUCUCCUAAAAGGCAAGAAACCAUCAAACCUAAGUAUUCUUAUUGUUUAUCUUUUUGUGGAGGAGGGAAAUCCAAUAUAUAAUAUACAAUGUAGACAUAUAAGAGUUUAGAAAAAAGUAAACCUGGAUUCAGUUCAGGUUAUCCACCUUUUAUUUUAUUGAAGGUACAACUUAAAAAGUUACAGCUUAGCAAUUGCUUCUAAUUAUAUGAA